ACACACACACACACACACACACACACACACACACACACACACACACACACACACACACACACACACACACACACACACACACACACACACACACACACACACACACACACACACACACACACACACACACACACACACACACACACACACACACACACACCCACACCCACACACACCCUGGAUGUCUUCUGUAAUAUGAUCUACUGGAAGAGAGUUCUCCUGAUUCUCCUGAUUCUCCUGCUGUGGGCGUUCAGGGAUAGAAGAAUACGUUUUCAACUGUGGGAGGCAGGAGAGAGAGAGAGAGGCAGAGAGAGAGAGAGAGGCAGAGAGACAGAGAAAGAGACAGAGAGAGACAGAGAGAGAGACAGAGAGAGAGACAGAGAGAAGAAACGUUUUUCAACUGUGGGAGGUAGGAGAGAGGCCUGAGGAAUUUAAUCUGUGGGAGGUAGUGUAGUGUAAUUACAGAGUGUAUAGCAGACCCGCUCCACUCCGUACCAAGCCUGCCACAUCACUAUGGACACAACGGAAUAUAAGACCUUUUUAGCCGUUUUUACCCUCUUCAAUGUCCUGCCGAUAUGCUGGUGUGCCCCUCACCGGUCCUGCGAGCCUGGAGACGACGCUUUGGGAAGAUGCAACAACGGUCCAGAUGAAGAAAAACCAGUGUGUUCAGAGAUUAACCUGGGUUACUGCAACGACCUGGACUACUCCAGGACCAUCUUCCCUAACAUCCUAGGUCAGCAGUCUCGUCAUGAGGUGGAGUCUGGAGCUGAGUACCUCCUCCUCUCUGUGAUCCACGGUCUCCUCAACGGGGAGUGUUCCCCAGACAUCCGUCUGUUGGGGUGCUCCGUCCUCGCCCCGCCCUGCCAAGACCUACCCAGGCCCGCACCAGUCAAGUCGUGCCGCAGUGCAUGUGAGGCGGUGAGGAAGGGGUGUGGCCACGCGUUCGAGGGCAUCGACAUGGCGUGGCCUUACUUCCUAGACUGUGACCGAUUCUUCGCCAGCGAACAGGAAGGCUGUCACGACCCGUUGGCCCCGUUAAGAGCCAGACAGGAAGUGGCUUUCUCCAACCUGUCUCCAGACGAACCCUCCACCAUCAUUCAGUUCACGUACCACUCCAACGCCCAGAUGUACAACGUUCUGAAGAGGACUGCUGCCAAGUGCUCUCACAUCUCCCGCACCUACAGUAUCGGACGCAGCACAGAGGGGAAAGACCUCCUGGCCAUAGAGUUCACAGACAACCCCGGAGGGCACGAACUAUUGGAACCGGAGAUCAAGUUGGUUGGCAACAUGCAUGGCAACGAGGUCCUGGGUCGUCAGUUGCUGCUCUACCUGGCCCAGUACCUGUGUUCCGAGUAUCUCCUUGGCAACCAGCGUAUCCAGACGCUCGUAAACACCACACGCAUCCACAUCCUGGCGUCCAUGAACCCCGACGGUUACGAGCUGGCGGCCGCCGAGGUAGAGGAUAGCAACGACCCGGAACAACAACCACACUACAACCAGGAAGGUCACGAGCUCAACGGUUGGACGGUGGGUCGCACCAACGCUCAGAACCUAGACUUGAACCGGAACUUUCCUGACCUUACGUCUAUUCUCUACCGGAAUCGCAGGAUCAAACGGUUCCGCACCGACCACAUCCCCAUCCCAGACUCUUACUGGUUUGGUAAGGUAGCUUCAGAGACCUAUGCAGUGAUGAAAUGGAUCAGGACUGUGCCGUUUGUCCAGUCUGCUAGCCUCCAUGGUGGAGAGCUGGUGAUCUCUUAUCCCUUUGACUUCUCCAGACACCUCCAUGAAGAGAGGAUGUUCUCCCCUACACCUGAUGAACAGGCGUUUAAGCAGCUGGCCCGGACGUACGCAGACUCUCACGCCAGCAUGGCCGACAACAACACAGAGAGGUGUGGAGCGUCCUUCAUCAGGAGCGGAGGCAUCAUCAACGGAGCUUUGUGGUACAGCUUCCCAGGGGGCAUGUCAGACUUUAACUACCUCCACACUAACUGUCUGGAGAUUACGGUGGAGCUGGGCUGUGACAAGUUCCCUUCUGAAGAGGAGCUCUACCCAGAGUGGCUCAGGAACAAGGAGGCCCUGCUCAGUUUCAUGGAGUCGGUCCACAGAGGUAUUAAGGGAGUGGUGAAGGAUGAGGAGGGCUAUGGAAUUAAAGGAGCGUCCAUAUCUGUCAGGGGAAUACGUAAAGACGUCACCACAGCGGAGGAAGGUGAUUACUGGAGGUUAAUGAACUCAGGAACACACAUCAUAACAGCAUCAGCUAAAGGUUACUCCAAGGUCAGCAAGAGAAUUUACCUGCCUGCUCACAUGGAAAAAGCUGGGCGGGUCAACUUCGUGCUCAAAAAGGUCCCUGUACAGCCAGUAGGACCAGACUACCACCUGUUCCUCAGCUCCUCCCUGGACACUUACGACCGCUUCGACCCUUACAACCACUUCCAGAGCUACGGCCGCUCCGAGCCGGGAGAACCCAGAGAACCCAGGGAACCGGGGAUGGGAGGAGAACCGGGGAUGGGAGGAGAGCGGCAGGAGAAGCCCUGGUGGUGGAACUACUUUACUCAGGCAGGGGUCUCUGCUCCCACCUGGCUGCUACGGAACUUCUAGAAGACUGGACAGAAUAAAGACUGAAACGGCACACUAUUCCCUUAUUUGGUGCACUACAUUUGACCAAAGCCCAUAGUGCAGGGGGCCUUCUUUGUAGUCUGCAUCCCAAAUGGCACCCUAUUCCCUAUAUAGUGCACCCCUAUUCCCUAUAUAGUGCACCCCUAUUCCCUAUAUAGUGUACCCUAUUUCCUAUAUAGUGCACCCUAUUCCCUAUAUAGUCAAAAGUAGUGCACUAUAAAGGGAAUGGGUGCUAUGAUUGUAGUGGCUUCCUUUCCUCUUUACCAUAGCCACUGCCCAAGCCUGAAGCGGGGUUGUUUCGGACGCAUACAGUCCACACUUAACGUUUCCAAACGGCCAAACAUUCAAUGAGAUCCAGGGAUAUGGUGCAACAAAAAAUGUUUAUUCUUCUUAUCUAACAAAAAGGUAUUCUCCAAUCAACUUAAAGCAGAGAUUACUUGAAAUGCAAAUACAUAAUAUAAUAUGACCUGUCUGUCUUUCGCAGUGCAAAGUUUGCACAACUUGGAGAGGAUAUAGCACCGAAAAGAUGUACUGUCAUUCUGUACUCCUCCAAUCUUUUGUUAGUAUCACCAUCCGGCCACCAUAGGAAUCGCAGGAAGUCUAAGUCAUCUUCAUGGACACGUACUUGAUGGAACAUUCCUUCGAUGUCUGCCAUCAUGGCAAUGUGCUCUUGCCGAAAUCUUAGCAAGACUCCUAUAAGCGUGUUUGCCAGGUCAGGGCCUUGAAGGAGUUCACUGUUAAGAGAUGUACCUUUAUAGGAUGAUGAACAGUCAAACACCACUCGUAUCGUUCCUUUGCGCUUAUGGUGAACGCCAUGGUGUGGUAUGUACCAUACCUUGCCUUUCUCUGAGGAGCUGUUCUUGUGGUACCUUCUCGGCGUAACCUUUUGUUAUCAUCUCUUCCAUGAAGCCUUUGUACUCUGCAGCGUAACCUUUGUCCUUCUUGAACUUCCUGAUAAUAUUUAGAGCCCGCUGCUUUGCCAUGUCACGGUUGUUUGGCAGGACUACAUCUUUGUUGCGAAAGGGCAACGGUAAGUAGUAGUGAUGGUCUUUGAGGGUUAUGGAGCUUGAUACAAUCUCCAUAAACCUACGAUCCUCAGCUGACAUCUCACUUUUCUCUUCAUACUCUCUCUCAGGGAAGUCAUGGUUGUACUGAUUUACAAGAAGAACCCCCAGGUCGGCCAUUGAGAUACAAUUGGCCAUCACCGUAGGAUGCCCAGAUUCUUCUGCCAUGGUACAACUGUUGAGAGGACCAUUCAUCACCCAUCCAAAGAGGGUUUUCACUGCGUACGGUCCGUUGCCUUGGCUAUUUAUGAUUUGCCAGGGUUCCAUUGCCUUUGGAGCAUUUACGCCAAUCAGAAGUUCGACGUCGGCAUCAAUCUCCUUCAACUGAACCUCUUUCAGGUAUGGCCACCUUUUGAGAUCUUUCUGAGUGGGAAUGUUCUCUCUUGUCACUGGGAUCUUAUGUUGGGUGUAGACCUUUGGUAAUGCAAGAAAUGUGUCGCCUUCCACAUUGCCAAUCUCUAAUCCAGAUAUCUCAAAGCUCUUGGUAGGACUCUCCUGCCCCAUUGUGCGUAGCAGAAUUUCAGUCGCACUGCCUUUAGCUUGCAACUGCCUCAUGAGUCUCUCCGUACAAAAUGUUGCUGAGCUACCAGAAUCGAGAAACGCAUAGGUUAACACAGACUUGCUUCCAUUUGCCACCUUUACUUGAACUGGCACAAUUGCAAGUGCACAAUCUGUACCGGCCCCGGUAUCUUCACCAGCUUCCAGUGAAACAAGAGCACUGCUGACAGUCUCCUCCCGCUUUACUGCUACACCACUCAUAUCUGCCUUUUGAGAUCUAAAUCUCUCUCUUCCUUCAAUGUGCAGGAUAGUGGGGUGCUUUCUUUGACAGCUCUGACAGGUCAUCCUUCUUUUACAUUCUCUGCUUAAGUGUCCUCUCAUCAAACAGCCAAAACAAAGGCCUUUUGAUCUCAGAAACUCAACCUUGAAUUCAUGUGGCUGUGCCUUCACCUGUUGGCAGUCGACCAAUAAAUGCGCACCAGCACAAAAUAUACAUGAGAUACUGGGAGCAUCAGAAGGGUAGGUGCCUGGUCUCUUUACUUUGAAUGUUUGUUCUUUUAAAGGUUUUUCAGAGUCACAAUCUGCCACUACAGCUACUGUAGUGGCAAAGCUGCUUCCCCUACUCUUGGACUUGAACUGCUGUUUAAAGUCAGCUUCUGUUUUGGGUUUUAAAAACCUUUUGUUGUACAGGGGAUCUUGAAUAUCUCCAUACAACGGAUCCUGCAGUAUUUUGGCCUGUUUUUCCAUGAACGUUACCAGGUCACUGAACUGGGCCCUCAGGUGACUUCUCUCUAAAAUAUCACAUGCCAUAGACCUCCAUUUUUCCCUUAGUUUGUAGGGAAGUUUUGACAUGAUCAGCUUUAUGUUGGAGGGAAGAUUAAGCUCUUCCAUGUUCUGUAGGUCUUGCAUAGCGUUACAGCAACCUCUUAGAUAGAGUGCAUAACCACCCAGUCCCUUUCCAUCAUCGGGUUUGAUGUUUGUCCAGUUCCAAGCCUUUUCCAUGUAAGCAGUGGUGACUUUGAUUUCAUUGCCAAAGUGUUCCUUUAACAACCUCUUAGCUACUGCAUAGCCUCUUCUGGCUUCCAUAUGCAGACAACUACGGACCAGAUCCUUGGGCUGACCAGAGGUGUAUUGUUCCAGGUAAUAGAGCCUAUCCUGGUGACUGCUUGUCUUAUCUUCUAUACCAUGCUCAAAUGCACGCAUGAAUGGCCUAAAGUUUAGAGGAUCACCGUCAAACAUAGGUAUCUCCCUAACAGGGAGUGUGGCUUGUUUGUGCUGUAGUACAAGGAGGUCAGCAAUUUCAUUCUGCCUUUGCAUGACAGUAGAGAGGUUAUCAUGGCUGGUAUUAUGGCUGAUACCCGCAGUGUUGAUUCUGUGUUGAUUGCUAGACCUUGCUGUUGGCUGCUGAAGGGUGUGGUUUACGACUGUUUUCGGAAUAGGGUUUGAUGGCUUUGUGGUCGGUUGUUGUAAAACUCUUUGUAGUGGGGUCUUUGGAACUGCACCUAAUGCAGCAAACUCAACAGGUGAUGGUUCAGGUUCCACAUAGACCUCUGGUUCCUGUUUCUCAAAAUAAGAGUUCAUUCCAUCUUCUUGGCUUAGUAAAUGGGCUGCCACGGAAUGGGAUUGAGAAGUUGACUCAGUACUCUCCAGGACCUUUAGUUUGGCAUUAUAUGCUGCUAUGUCCGUUUCCAGUGCCAUUUUUUCCAUCCUAACAUUCAGUUGAGCUUUCUCCAGUUCCAAUGCAUGCUUGUCUUGUAAUGAUGCUUGGCGAGCUAGUAGAGCUGCUCGUUCUGCCUCGGCUUUAAGGCGUUCAGAGGACACUGAGGAAGCAGUCUUAGAAUACUUAGUUUUACUUGAUAUUUUUGACACAUUGGAAAUGCUGUCAUGUGGUUCAAUGAGCGUUUGUGGCUCAACUUCAGCCUUUUUCCAUAUUUCCACCUCCAUCAUUCACUUUUAGUUCACUCAAUUUACAAUGACACGGUUGUUGGUUUGAUUGUUAAACGUAAUGCCCCUUUAGACCUCCUUUAAUCUUUAAAAACACAGUCAUCCAUUUCAGCAUAUUGACCCAUUUUGAAUUGCACAUGUGCAAGUUUGGCAUUUUAGAUGCGUUUUAAACAUUUCAUCCCGUUGAGGUUUUGUCCCUUUAAUGAAGUUAACACGCAGUAUCUUUAGAUCCUUAAGUUGCAUUCGUUGCGUUGAUGCAUUGCAUUUCCACGUUAGGCCAAAUAUUAGAUAUAUGAUUAGGCUACAUUGUGCAUAGGAUCUGUGUUUCCCAAACUUAAACUUCUUAAUUGUUUUCACAGCGCUGUAUUUUGAAUUCCAUUCCCAAGUUUAUCAAACAUUCCAAUUAUAAGCACAUUUGCGCUUCCAUAAUAUGCAUGAUCAAACGAUCGCAUUGAACAGGGCAGCUCAUUCAUUCGCAGUGGUUACUCACGGCUGGCGAAAUCUAGGAGUUCAAAUCCUUCCAAGCGAGCUGUCCUUAUGGUCCGAAUGCAAUUACAAAUAGAACAAAAUCCAGCGUGUGUCCGAACCGGAGAUUUCCUUCCGGUAGUAAUCCUUCACGGAGUUUUUUGACUUGAUAGACAUACAGACAUACAUACAGAAAGACAGACAGGUCAUAUUAUAUUAUGUAUUUGCAUUUCAAGUAAUCUCUGCUUUAAGUUGAUUGGAGAAUACCUUUUUGUUAGAUAAGAAGAAUAAACAUUUUUUGUUGCACCAUAUCCCUGGAUCUCAUUGAAUGUUUGGCCGUUUGGAAACGUUAAGUGUGGACUGUAUGCGUCCGAAACAACCCCGCUUCAGGCUUGGGCAGUGGCUAUGGUAAAGAGGAAAGGAAGCCACUACAAUCAAGUCAAAAAACUCCGCCACUACAAUCAAGUCAAAAAACUCUGAGGAAUGUCUCCUACAAGUAGAGGCAUGAAUUUGUUUUCAAUAUUUUUUGGUUUCUGUCCCCCAUCACAUUUAGCUCUGGCAGGAGAACCACCAACGUUCCCCUCGUGUUACCAGAAGGCCUGUGUUCUGAUUAGUCUUCCUGUGUAGACAGGCCAGGUACCUCGUCCACCAGGGGUACACCUGCCUCCACUAUGGACAGGAGUCUGAUCAUGUGAUGUGUCCUGACCAGGAAGGAUUCUGGGCCCCAUUAACAUAUUGGGUGUUCUAUUUAGAAUGUUUCAUUAAGAUAUUCUGUUCACAACAUUCCUCCUCUUAGUUCUAUUUUCCUCAGUGUUCUAUUUAGAAUGUUUCAUUAAGACAUUCUGAUCACAACAUUCCUCCUCUUAGUUCUAUUUUCCUCAGUGUUCUAUUUAGAAUGUUUCAUUAAGAUAUUCUGAUCACAACAUUCCUCCUCAGUGUCCUAUUUUCCUCAGUGUUCUAUUUAGAAUGUUACAUUAAGAUAUUCUGAUCACAACAUUCCUCCUCUUAGUUCUAUUUUCCUCAGUGUUCUAUUUAGAAUGUUUCAUUAAGAUAUUCUGAUCACAACAUUCCUCCUCAGUGUUCUAUUUUCCUCAGUGUUCUAUUUAGAAUGUUACAUUAAGAUAUUCUGAUCACAACAUUCCUCCUCUUAGUUCUAUUUUCCUCAGUGUUCUAUUUAGAAUGUUUCAUUAAGACAUUCUGAUCACAACAUUCCUCCUGAGUCAUCAAAAAGAAAGGAGGACCAAGGCACUCUUCAUAAAUUAAUUAAAAUGCCUUUAUUAGUAUGGCAUGUUCAAUAGAAACAAAGUUGUUUAAAAACCGACGCGUUUCGGCUGCAUGGCCUUCGUCAGGGAGUACAGAAAAAAGAGAAUACAAUGUCCUCUUUUGAAAGGCUUUUCCAAUUAGCCCUAAUUAGAAGAGGGAGUGGUUACCAAAUUGGACACACCUAGUAAGCAAUAAUAUACACAUGAAAAGGUGAAAUACUGUAGCUAUGUUAUCAUGAGCAUACAACUCCAAGCUAGAAGCAUCAGAACACCCAGAGAGGCAGUUCCAACCCUAACCAUGACUGGGAGAAGUGUCCAGAACAAGAAAGCAAUAUAUUCCACAGUACUCCAGACCACAGCAAAACAUGAACAACAGUCCAAACAUAGCUAGAGGGCAAUUGAGCAAAAUUGAGCAAAAUGACAAAGGUUGUUUGCACACAUCAAUCUUUAGGAAGCCUACAGAUGGGAAUACCAUUCUGAGGGCAGACAGCUUUCACCCCAAAAGGCUAAAAGAGAAUAUUCCAUAUGGCCAAUUCCAAAGAGUCCGUAGAAUUUGCGAUCAGGAAACAGACUACAGUGUCAAAUCUGCAGAAUUGGAGAAUCGCUUUUUGGAUCGGGGCUACAGCGUUCAGGUCCUGAAAGAUGCAGGUAUAAGGGCUGGAUUACUUGACAGAGAGAACUUGUGUAACGGCUUGUGCUCUCCUCAUCCUCGGAAGAGGUGAGGAGAGAAGGAUCUUCUGACCAAAACGCAGGCUUUGGGAAAUAAGCCAUCUUUUAUUUAAUAACGAUGAUGGCAAACACGAAACGAAACAAAACACUUUCAAACUACAAAACAAGAAAACGACGUUGACGAAACCUGAACAUAAACUUACAUAACUAAACAUAAACUUACGUACAGGAAACAGACGACAUCGAAACGAAACGAAACAAACAAACGCUACAGUCCAGUGUGGUACGAACAAACAUACUGACACGGAAGACAAUCACCCACAGACAAACAGUGAGAAUGCCCUACCUAAAUAUGACUCUUAAUUAGAGGCAAACGCAAACCACCUGCCUCUAAUCAAGAGCCAUACCAGGCAAACCAAAACCAACAUAGAAACAGAUAACAUAGAAUGCCCACCCAACCUCACGUCCUGACCAACUAACACACAAAAACUAACAUAAAUAGGUCAGGAACGUGACAACUUGUUACGAAGAGGAGUGCCUCGUGAUACAUCAGAGAGAGUGUAUUUUGUUACAAAAUACAGCACUGAAGCAGAGAACAUUAAAAGAAUCAUUAAAAAUAAUUGGGGAAUCAUCCAAAGUGAUACGCUACUACGCCAAGUCUUUCCUGAACCACCAGUCAUAAGCUUUAAGAGAUGUCCUACCCUAAAUGACAAAUUAGUCCACAGUUAUCUUCCGGGUGACUCUCAAAAAACUUGGCUUGACCACAAACCCAAGGGUUCUUUUAAAUGUUACCAGUGCAACCAUUGCAGUAAUAUUGCACAGAAAAAGUAUUUUGUUGACACAGCUUCUAAAAUGGAGUAUUACCUCAAGCAUUUUAUUAACUGCAAAACCACUCAUGUCAUCUAUAGACUGGAAUGUCCACAGUGCAAGGUGUUCUACAUUGGACGGACAAAGAGACGCCUUCAAGAUCGUUUGGCGGAACACAAGUACGCCAUACGGGUAGGCAAUGUAGACUACCCCAUGGCAAGGCACUACAAGUCCUUACACCAUGGUAACCCUGCCUCCCUACAAGCUAUGGGUAUUGAUCAUGUUCCGGCCUCUAUUAGAAAAGGGGACCGUCUUAAACAGUUAAACCAAAGGGAAAGUUUUUGGAUUUACAAACUACAGGCCACUAAGUACCCUGGUUUAAAUGAAGAUAUGGAUUUCUCACCCUUCCUGUAGGGUCGUGAUGGGUCCAUUUGCUGUCAUCUAGUGGACAUUUUGCUCAAUUGCCCUCUAGCUAUGUUUGGACUGUUGUUCAUGUUUUGCUGUGGUCUGGAGUACUGUGGAAUAUAUUGCUUUCUUGUUCUGGACACUUCUCCCAGUCAUGGUUAGGGUUGGAACUGCCUCUCUGGGUGUUCUGAUGCUUCUAGCUUGGAGUUGUAUGCUCAUGAUAACAUAGCUACAGUAUUUCACCUUUUCAUGUGUAUAUUAUUGCUUACUAGGUGUGUCCAAUUUGGUAACCACUCCCUCUUCUAAUUAGGGCUAAUUGGAAAAGCCUUUCAAAAGAGGACAUUGUAUUCUCUUUUUUCUGUACUCCCUGACGAAGGCCAUGCAGCCGAAACGCGUCGGUUUUUAAACAACUUUGUUUCUAUUGAACAUGCCAUACUAAUAAAGGCAUUUUAAUUAAUUAUA
Molecule: messenger RNA, 10195 nt
Organism: Salvelinus fontinalis (brook trout)
Lineage: Eukaryota; Metazoa; Chordata; Actinopteri; Salmoniformes; Salmonidae
Product: carboxypeptidase Z-like
Exons: 16
Coding region: 514-2601 (695 amino acids)
Biological process (GO): proteolysis
Molecular function (GO): zinc ion binding; metallocarboxypeptidase activity; protein binding
Source: RefSeq, a predicted model, not a curated record